Molecule: messenger RNA, 5301 nt
Organism: Pezoporus flaviventris
Lineage: Eukaryota; Metazoa; Chordata; Aves; Psittaciformes; Psittacidae
Gene: FGF6
Product: fibroblast growth factor 6
Exons: 3
Coding region: 495-1124 (209 amino acids)
Biological process (GO): regulation of cell migration; cell differentiation; positive regulation of gene expression
Cellular component (GO): cytoplasm
Molecular function (GO): fibroblast growth factor receptor binding; growth factor activity
Source: RefSeq, a predicted model, not a curated record
GUUUUUACACCUUCUUCUCUAAAUAAGGAAGCCGCCUGUUUGGCCUCCGACAGCCCAACCAAUUUGACCCCUUUGCUUUCACCAGCCAAUGAAACCCCACUCCUGCCUCCGGUCUUGGGUGACAGCAUUCGUCAAACCUCAGCCAGCCCGGGAGGACGGCAGGUUAGUGUUACAGCCAUGGCAGGCUUACCUCUGGCAAGCUGUUGAUGUCAGAGUGAUGAUGCGGGGAGGGACAGACUCUGCACUAUAAAGAUGGGUCAAUCAAAUAUAACUGAGGCUGCCCACGGGAGAGCAGGAUCUACAAAACAUGGUCCCUACCAGUUCGAGUCCUGCCGGCCUGCCUCUGCUUCCAACUCAACUGCGAUCGGGCUUUAGUUUCAUGUCAGCAAUCUCUAUUUGCUUUCCAAAAAUAAGCCUCUGCCACCAUGCUGAAGGGAGAAAACCAAGAAGGGCGGUAUUUUUAGGGCCAUUAAUUCUGACCACGUGCCCAGGAGAUGAACCGGAUGGCCACUGCACAAAGACUUCUCAUCACUAUGUCCUGCGAAGCCAGCAUUCACCGGUCGUUGCCUGCUUUCGUUCUCCUGGGUUUUCUAACUGGGAUUGCUUCAACACAUCCAGUUGUAAGCAGAACUAAUGGCACAUUGCUGGAAAGAGGAUGGCAAUCUCUGUUGUCCAGGUCCAUUGCUGGGAUGUCAGGGGAGAAGUCAGAUGGCAACUGGGAGAGUGACUAUUUGCUAGGAAUCAAGAGGCAGCGGAGGCUUUACUGCAACGUGGGCAUCGGGUUUCACCUUCAAAUCCUCCCAGAUGGAAGGAUAAGCGGAGUUCACAAUGAAAACCAAUACAGUCUCUUUGAAAUAUCCACUGUAGAGAGAGGUGUUGUUAGCCUGUUUGGUGUGAAAAGUGCUCUCUUCAUCGCAAUGAACAACAAAGGGAAGUUGUAUGGAACGGCUGUUUUCCAAGAUGAGUGCAAAUUCAAAGAAACCUUGCUGCCUAAUAACUACAACUCAUAUGAAUCAGAUGCUUACUGUGGUGCCUACAUAGCUCUCAGCAAACAUGGGAGAGUGAAGAGAGGAAACAAGGUUUCUCCUGCUAUGACAGUGACCCACUUUUUACCAAGAAUAUGAACAUGGGCAAAGCUGAAGAUUAAAUCCCAGGAAAAACUGUUUCAUUUUGCACAUGGGAAUAAUCUCCCAGGUAAAGUAUUUAUACUGUUCAUUGAAAAAAAAAAAUAUAUCUAUGUGUAUAUUUGGAUAAAAAUAUUUGUACUAGAUUCAUCACAUCGUAGCAUAUGUAAUACAAUGCUACUUCUCUUCUACUCUGUGCAAAUUUUACAUGGCUGUGUGCCUCCUUUGGUGCUGAACAGAGAAAAAUGCAAGCUGAAUUGCAAAGGAAGUAUUCAGAAGACAAAGUGGCUGUAGGUAAUCAUCUGAUUGAUCAUAGAUUAUCUACUAAAUAAUACUAAUUACCUCAGAAAAUAACCUUUCAUAGUGAGCUGUUUACAUAUCAUGGGCCAAAUCAUCAAAGGACUUUGCUUCAUCAGAGCUUCAAGCAGUUCACUCCAUCUGAAUAUCUGCCUGCACCUCCCCUUCUACACACUGUGUCCUGUCUUCUAAAGUCCUCAAUCUAUUAUAUUGAUCAUUAGGAUGCCAAUUCCACGCCCGUUUCUGCACAAGCAAACUGCCUACUCCCAUAGUCCCUCUGUGAAGGGAUUCUCCAUGGUCUUCUCACAUGGACUUGUUGGCAAAAUGAAGAUCUGCAAUCAAUUUCCCUUAGGAAGGGCCACAGGAUAAAUGACAGAUGGGCCUCAAAUGCAAAAUAUAUUUGAAGCUGGGGAUUUUGAAUGACAUUUUGUGAGCCUAUUUUCGAUUCACCUCAAAUACAAAAGUGUACAUCUUUACUAUAAAUACAUAUGUAUACAUAUAGACAUGGGAUGUGUGUGUACCUGUGUAAUUACAUACUUUUAAUGAACCAAACAUCCCAACCUCUAGAUGCUCAGGUGCCUUUAUAUGCAUACGCACAUAAAAGAACAUAAAUAUUUAAGGGCACUGUAUUCCAUUUAGGCUGAACCUUGUCAAUCUCUGAGAAUUAGAGCUGGUCUGCAGGAUCCAUUUUAUAAAAUGUAUGAAAUUCAUGAAAGCUUCCAGCAGAGGGUUAUUUUAGAAAACUUCUGUGCUUUGAAUUUUCUUGUAUUUACUGCUUUAAGUGUAUUUGAUUCUUCUCUGUCAUAUCUCACUGAAGUAUGAAUAACAGAGGAAGAAGGAGGCUAUAAAAGUAUGUCUUCCUGUGUUGCGGUAAAGGAAUUUGUGCUGUAAUUCCAAUUUCUGUCACUUGCAAAGCAUCCUUUUCAAAGACAACACAGCAAGGUGUAUGAAAUAUUCUCCAAAGCUCUCCUAGAAGCCAUACAAACGGUGCAUGACAUUGCCUUACUACUCUGACAACCUUUUUCCAGAUCACCAACGAAGCUACAUUCUCUGUGCCUUUGAAGGAGUAUUUUAAGAGGUCCUAAGUCAAUAGUCACUAUAAAUGUCAGUUACCAGAAGCCUUGGAAUUCCUGCACUGAUGGCGUGCUCCUAAAUUUGAAACUAGAUUCAAUGCAAUGUCAGAGCAUGAGCAUUUUCAGCAUAGAUGGACCAUGUUGCUGUAGAAGUGAACAUCUGAGUGCAAGAUAAUCUCCCACGUCCAGCCAAAAUGUGGCUAUGUCCAGCCUUGACAUGCCAUUCUAUUUGCAGGAGGUGUCUAUUCAUGAUGAAUUUGAGCCUUCUGACAUGCAUGACAAACACUGUCAAGGCUAGGUCCUCAGCUGGAGUAAACCAACCUAGUAAGACUACAGUUUAUAGUUGCAGAAGAUUAUGCCCAAAGAGCACACCUACAAGAAUGCAUCUACAGCCACGCUUUCUGAAAAGUUAUCAAAACAAUUGUUUUGUGAAGAGGAUACAGUUUUCCAGCUCCUUUUGUGUAAUUUAUACUUGAAUUUGUUUUGCUCAAGUGUAAGUGGUGAUCACAGUGUAAACGAUGAGAAAAGAAGAAUGGAAUACUGUUUACAGUACAUGAACGGGACACUUUGGAUAUGGUGAAGGAAAGGAGUUACUCUUCAUUUUCUGGUCUUGCCGUAAGCAGAGAGAAACCAAGUUGGCACACUUUGUUCAUCCACAAUGUGUGCAGCAGUUUGUUUUGGAAAGAUGUGCAUUUUUAAGAGAAAAGGCAGAAUGGUUUGAGUAGGGAGAAAGAGUGAGAGAAAAGUUUGGAGGAUAUCAGACACCAACCUAGAGUCUCCAGAUGUACAGAUUGGAAGACUACAGCUGUGCUCAAAUACAUUAGUUGGUAACCUGUAUCCUUGUGUUAUAUUCCUAAUUGUCUUUGAAAUUAAGUUUGAAGAAGGACUGAAAAGUACAUGGAUGUAGAAGAAAUCAUAGUUUAAAUGCUGACACACAAGUUUGUUUCUGAUUACAGCUUAAACCAGUGCCCUUAGGAUAGGAUGAAGUCUGUUCCCUCUUAAACCAGUGCAGUCAAGAUUAAUUUAUUGUUGCCAGUACUGACAAAUAAUGGGAUAGCUGGCAUAAAAGGUGAGAAUUAGACUCACUGGUUCCAUUUUGCACACACUGGUCAACAGCAAGAACAAACUGUAGACCAUGUCACAGGAAGUCUGUUUGGACACAGCCUGUUGGGAAGAACUUGUUCUUAAGAAUUGCAGACCCUCACGGAUGCAGUUUUGGUGGGCAUUUGGAAAGCCCCACCAGUCACUCUGCUGAGUUACUCAUAACACCACUUUCCUUUUCCUUAUUGCUUAUCAGUGCCAGCCAGACCAACACUGAAGUCAACACUGAAAUCGAAACAGAUCUUCCAGUGCUAGGAAUCUGACUAAUAUGAGAGUGAAUCAUGUCAUUAUCAGAAGUGACAAUGAAAGAUGCCAUUGCCAGGAGUGAUAGCUGUGUCAGUAAAUCCCUCCAGCACAAAUAGCACAGUAUGGGAGUGUUCUGGAGUUUUAGACUAGUUGGGUACGGUACUUUGACAGAGGUGAAUGCAUAGCUACUUUCAGGAGAGUGUUAAGGCACAUAUGGACACAUUAAUGGGGAUGUGCAAGCAGUCUAGUAGCAGCUCACAGUAGCAGAAUGCACUGUGGCAGUGUUCAAGAAGUGAUGCAACUUGCCAGGGAAAUGGCCUGAUCCUGUUCUGCCUCAAUCUUGAGUAGCUAAAUUCCACUUCCUCCUUCUCAGGCCAUUAUCGCCUGCAUGGGAGUAGAAGGAUUUAGGAAGACUGCCAAAUAUUUUACACACCUCAGGAUAAAUUUGUUGAGCUGGCACAGAAGAAAAAAAAAAACCUAAACAAACUAUUUGUAAGCUGUAUGUACAUGAUACAGGGGCUAUGGAGACAAUAUGGGCAUAGCCUGGCAAACUCUCAAGCAAAGCUUUCUUUGAAAGAAUAGCUCAAUGGAUAUGUAAAAGAAAACUCAUGAAAGUAAAGGAGCUUCUCAAAUCAGAGCCAAAUUAGGAACCUGCUAUUGACAGUUCUUGGGUGGUCCCUUUCAGAGCAUAUAUAAUCUCAGUGUGCAUUAAUGCAGAGUUAUGAUAUGGAAUACAAGCUUUGAAAGCAUUGCUGUUGAAUGCCCCACACCAGCCUAUCUCACCCAUAUUUUGCACAUGGGUUUCUGCGUUGAGUUGAUGAUACCUGUUUUCAAGUUUUCUUCUUCUUAGGCAAAUCCCAUAAUAAUUUAAGACCUAAUCCACCUCCAUUAGAAAACAGUCUUGGCUGGCACUGAAUUAAAUAAUGUAAUUUUCCCAAAACAUGCAGAGAUGCAGACACACACAGUGGGAAAGCAGAGUAAUUUUUGUAUACCUCACUAACUAUUUCAAUUCCAAGAUUUUAUUUUGCACAGUAAAAUGGUGCCAAAGUUCUCACAGUAUUUUUUUCACUAAAUAUACCUCAUAUUCUGAUCAAUAUGGACUCGCAAUUGAGACUGUAAAUUUGCAAGAAACACAAAACUGUCCAAUCGUUUGUGAAAUUACUUCUAUUUUUAUAUGUAUGUGCUGCGCACAAUAGUUCAAUGUGUUCGUAAAAUAAACUUUUAUACAUUGUUGGUAGUGUUUUGACUCCAAAUCCCUCUUAACAUUUGUUUUUCUCCUUGCUUCAGAGUUGCUGUGGUAAAUCCCACACAGAAACACACACAGUUUUUGUUCAUCCCUAGAACUAGAGGAUGUAUUGGUACACUCAGAAUUGUGGUAGACUUUUGUGUUCUUCAGACUCCUUGCCUAGGAAGUCAUAAGGGAGUUGUGCUUGUUGUAGCAAUCUGGGAGUUUCACAGAG